Coregonus sp. 'balchen' is the source of this 1131-nucleotide messenger RNA. NCBI's taxonomy places the organism in Eukaryota, Metazoa, Chordata, Actinopteri, Salmoniformes, Salmonidae. The record is from the annotation of a GenBank genome assembly.
AUGGUUCAGGUGAGAUCUCUCCUCCUGCUCGCUUUGGCUGUCCUGCUGGUCAGAGCUCAGAACCAGACUGAGAUCAGGUAUGAAGACAUCAUCUCAGUUGCUUUGCCUCAGCUGCUUCCUGGUGAAGAGAAGGCUUUCAGUCCAAUUCUGAACCAGCUCGAAGUCGAGACUGUGAGUAUUCUGACAGUAUGAACGUUUCCUUCCUCUUAUUUACACAGUGCUGAUGUUUUAUUUAAUAUUUUUCUUUCAGUCAAGUCAAGGGAUAAUUGUCUAUUUAAUAUGCACCAUCAUGUACACAUUUUCCAAGCCUUUUUUUGUGAAAAAGAAAUAGACUCAAUGUGAAGAAAUGACAAUUGAAUGAAAUGACAAUACUAUAAGUCCCAUUAUUGUCUUUGUCUCUCUGAUCCCAGUUGAAUACAGAGGAUGUGGACCAGUCUGAGGUGUCUGUAAGGCUGACCUUCCCCAUGCAGGAGACUUUCUGCAGUAAAGCACAGGGGCAGCUAGGCAAACCAUGCCCUCUGAAGACAAAUGGGGUAAGAACAAUUGGAUUUUACAGUAUUGUGGGGGAAUAAUAAUCAUGGGAAGCAGGAAAUGACAAAUAAUAUGCUGAGGUUAGCAAAUGGCUAACUGUCAAUUACUCCUUCCUCUAGAAACUAAUGACGUGCAGCAUGAAGGUCAGACAUCCGAUUCUGGAGGCUAGCAACAACGUCAACACUGAACUGUCUGAAAUUUCUUGUGAAUACAUGGAGGCAGAAGAUGCUGUGCAGGUACUGAGCAAUGCAAGUUAUUUCUCAACACCUCCCUACCUACAUUAGUUAGGAUGUAAUGAUAAAAGUAGCCUAACAGUGUCAGAAAAGUUGAUCUGAAAUAAAAAAAAUGCAGAUUUGAAAAGUGCAUUGUCUGCUUAUGAAGGUUGAACUUCAUGCUUCUUGAGAAAGUAAACAUGCACCUUGUUUUCCAGAUUAUUCUUGUCUAAUUAUUCAGUUUUUUCACGCAAAAAAAUGUAAUUAAUAUUUUUCAUGAUUGCAGAAGAAGAUUCGGACAAGAAGAAGCAAAGCCAGCAGAUGCUCCAGAGGCAAAGGUUGCAAGUUGCGCAGCAAUGGUCGUCCUGGGAGUGGCUUCUCCAUCCGU